Molecule: messenger RNA, 1462 nt
Organism: Poecilia reticulata (guppy)
Lineage: Eukaryota; Metazoa; Chordata; Actinopteri; Cyprinodontiformes; Poeciliidae
Gene: kin
Product: Kin17 DNA and RNA binding protein
Biological process (GO): DNA replication; DNA damage response
Cellular component (GO): nucleus
Molecular function (GO): double-stranded DNA binding
Source: RefSeq, a predicted model, not a curated record
AGUUUUCCAGUUCUUCGAGAGGUAAUGGCGGCUAGCUUCCUGUGUUGUAGCGUUGUUGUCCUGUUUUCAGCAGUGUAACGUCAGUUUUUGGGUCGUUUGAAAGGUGGUCGCCAUGGGAAAAGCUGAUUUUCUGUCCCCCAAGGCGAUUAGCAACCGAAUCAAGUCCAAAGGUCUCCAGAAGCUGAGAUGGUACUGCCAGAUGUGUCAGAAACAGUGUCGAGACGAGAAUGGCUUCAAGUGUCACUGCAUGUCCGAGUCCCACCAGAGGCAGCUGCUGCUGGCCUCGGAGAACCCCACCAAGUUCAUGGACUACUUCUCAGAUGAGUUCAAAAGUGACUUCCUGGAGCUGCUCAGAAGACGCUUCGGAACCAAGAGAGUCCACAACAACAUUGUCUACAACGAGUACAUCAGCCACAGAGAACACGUCCACAUGAACUCCACCCAGUGGGAAACCCUCACCGACUUCACCAAGUGGCUCGGCAGGAAAGGUUUGUGUAAAGUAGACGAGACUCCUAAGGGUUGGUACAUCCAGUACGUGGACCGCGACCCGGAAACCAUCCGGCGCCAGGAGGAGCAGGCCAGGAAGAAGAAGCAGGAACUGGACGACGAGGAGAGGAGCGCCAAGUUCAUCCAGGAGCAGGUCCGAAGAGGGAUGGAUGGGAAGGAAGUCGAGGCCCAGCCCGUUUACACAGAACUCAAACGUGAGAGUGAAGAAGAGAAAGUUGCUUUCAACCUGAGCGCUCCGGUGGCAAGCUCGUCCAGGUCCAGCUCGGUUCUGGGUGCCAGUUCGGUUCUGGGCGCUCUGAAAGCUCCAGCAACCUCAGCCUCGGUCAAACGGAAAGAAGCGCCGUCUGGUUCUGAUUCCAGAGGGGAGAAGAAGAAGAAAUCGGCUCUGGAGGAGAUCAUGGAGAUAGAGGAGAAGAAGAAGAAGAAACAGUCCUCGGCGGUCAGGACGGAUUACUGGCUGCAGCCCAACAUCGUCAUCAAGAUCGUCACCAAGAAGCUGGGAGAGAAGUACCACAAGAAGAAGGCCGUCGUCAUGGAGGUGAAGGAGAAAUACGGCGCCGUGGUGAAGCUGAUCGACUCCGGGGACAAACUGAAGCUGGACCAGAACCACCUGGAGACGGUCAUCCCCGCUCCAGGGAAACGGGUUCUGAUCCUGAACGGGCCGUACCGGGACACCGAGGCGCUGCUGGAGGGGAUCGACGAGAAGAAGUUCAGCGCCACGCUAACCCUGGACUCUGGGCCACAGAGAGGGGACAUGGUGGACAUCGCCUAUGAAGACUUUUCCAAACUGGCCUGAACCGGAACGCUCGUCAUGCUGCGGGACUCUACCGUGUCAGAGUUUAUUCCCAGAUCUGUACAGAAACAAUCAGGAACAAAUGUUUGGUGGAAUUAUUUUUAUUUUUUAACAUUAAUGGUUGAAAAUGUGCAUUUUGUUCUAAUAAAGUCGGUAAGUUUC